AUUUCUCAGUCCUCCUCCUCCACAAUCCGACCCGACCCGAAUCUGGCCGGUGGAAAACAAAAUAUGGAGGUGCAAAGCAGCGACAACAAUGGCGAUGGCGGCGGUCACUCUUCUUUCUCCAGUCUCCGCGUCUACCUCAACUCUCUUUCCGAGACGCCUUCUCGCUUAUCCCGCCGUGUGAUUUCCGUCUCGACGUCUUCCGACGAGAUGAGCCGCGUACGUGCCGCGUCCGACGAGCAGAUGCGCCGUACUCUCCGGUGGUAUGAUCUCAUUGGACUCGGAAUCGGCGGAAUGGUCGGCGCCGGUGUAUUUGUAACCACCGGACGUGCCAGUCGCAUCUACGCCGGUCCUUCGAUCGUCGUCUCUUACGCCAUCGCCGGACUCUGCGCUCUCCUCUCCGCUUUCUGUUACACUGAAUUCGCCGUUCAUCUCCCCGUCGCCGGCGGCGCCUUCAGCUACGUCCGUGUCACAUUCGGUGAGUUUCCUGCAUUUUUCACCGGAGCGAAUCUAAUACUAGACUACGUUUUCUCAAACGCCGCCGUUUCGAGGAGCUUCACGGCUUAUUUAGGAUCAGCUUUCGGGAUCUCAACUUCCAAGUGGAGAUUCUUCGUCACCGGUCUACCGAAAGGAUUCAACGAGAUCGAUCCGGUGGCAGUUGUCGUAGUCAUCGCAAUCACCGUCAUCAUCUGUUGCGGCACAAGAGAGAGCUCGAAGGUGAACAUGAUCAUGACUGCAUUUCACAUCGCAUUCGUACUCUUCGUGAUCGUGAUGGGAUUUCUGAAAGGAGAUUCGAAGAAUUUAUCCGUACCGGCGAAUCCAGAGCAUCCUUCGGGGUUUUUUCCGUUCGGUGCGGCGGGUGUUUUCAACGGAGCCGCCAUGGUAUACUUGAGCUACAUAGGAUACGACGCCGUUUCAACCAUGGCGGAAGAGGUAGAGAAUCCGGUGAAAGACAUACCCGUGGGUGUCUCUGGCUCCGUGGCGAUCGUCACAGUGCUCUACUGUCUCAUGGCUGUGUCAAUGUCAAUGCUUCUCCCAUACGAUCUGAUAGAUCCGGAGGCGCCGUUUUCAGCGGCGUUCAAAGGAUCGAACGGCUGGGAAUGGGUGACGAAAGUGGUGGGGAUAGGAGCAAGCUUUGGGAUAUUAACAUCACUUUUGGUGGCAAUGUUAGGUCAGGCUCGAUACAUGUGCGUCAUCGGACGGUCCAGAGUGGUCCCCUUUUGCUUCUCUAAGAUUCAUCCCAAAACAUCUACGCCAGUCAACGCCUCCAUUUUUCUUGGCAUUUUCACGGCGAUUCUUGCGCUUUUCACCGACCUAAACGUCCUCCUAAACCUUGUAUCUAUUGGAACACUAUUCGUCUUUUACAUGGUAGCAAACGCUCUCAUCUUCAGACGUUACGUCCCUCUCCAACCCACCAAACCAUGGACCACACUUUCCUUCCUCGCACUAUUCUCCAUAACCUCGCUCGUCUUCACCCUCAUUUGGAAACUUGUGCCAGAAGGCAAGCCUAAAGCUUUCAUGCUUGGCGCCAUCGCAGUGGUGGCUAUAGCCAUGGUGUUGAUAUUUCAUUGCAUGGUCCCUCAGGCGUGGAAACCCGAGUUAUGGGGAGUCCCGUUCAUGCCGUGGACCCCGUGCGUGUCGAUUUUUUUGAACAUAUUUUUGCUUGGUUCGUUGGACGCACCCUCUUACGCCCGUUUUGGGGUCUUUUCCUGUUUGAUCGUGCUCGUGUAUUUGUUAUAUGGCGUUCAUGCGAGUUCUGAUGCUGAAGCAAAUGGGUCUUUUGGGGUACGGGAAGAUAGACAAGUCUUGAAAGAAUUGACCGAAGUAGUGUGAAAAGUAUCUAAUUUAUAUAUUUAUGAUUUAAAAAUUUUAGCCUAUAUAUGUAAUUAAACUCUCUAUUUUUUAAAGGAGGGGGUUUUGAAUAAUUAAUGACAGAUAAUUAAAUUAACUUUAGGGAAAAAGCUUAUAUAUGUAAACUCUCUUCAUUUUUAUAGAGGAGAGAAUUUUAAGAAAUGUAAUUACCCCUUGUGUUUUUAGAAAAUUU
This is a messenger RNA of Camelina sativa (false flax), 2041 nucleotides long. Its product is annotated as cationic amino acid transporter 6, chloroplastic. Gene Ontology annotation, cellular component: plasma membrane. NCBI's taxonomy places the organism in Eukaryota, Viridiplantae, Streptophyta, Magnoliopsida, Brassicales, Brassicaceae. The record is from RefSeq and is a predicted model, not a curated record. Gene Ontology annotation, biological process: amino acid transport; transmembrane transport. Gene Ontology annotation, molecular function: amino acid transmembrane transporter activity.